AUAUUUUGGUAUAAUAUAAUUUUUAGCUCAUUGCAGUAAAGGGUAAACAGGUUGUUUGUUUCUACAAAAACGGAAGGCUCAACUACAACACUCAUCUGUAAAUCUGUAUAUUUAUACCGUCAGUGAUAAGACAUGAGGACAGUGUCAGUGUCCGUGGCAAAGAAAAUAUUCUUCCAGGAAAUCUAGACAAUACAAUAAACUUAUUGUUGAAAAUGAAUCUAUUUGUUUAUGCUUCCACUUUCUUACAGAAUACUAACUAUAAUUAGGACUCUACUGUAAUAAACUAAAGGCGUUGCUGAGUUUAUAGUAGGCCUACUCUCAUUGUGAGACUAUUAACACAGUGAGAAAGUUUUUGACCUAUUCUAUCCUCAUCACAUCAAGGCGAAAGUUUUUAGAUUUUUUCAACUAUUAAAGCUUCUGUUUGUUAGUUGCUUUAUCUAAUUUAUAUUACCUACUUUACAAUGAACGACGAAAAACUUAUACAGCUUGUACGCGUAUAUCCAGCUUUGUAUGACAUAUCCCAUCCCAAGUACAUGGACGCAGACUACAAGAAACAAAUUUGGAAGUUUAUAGGAAAUGAAUUGGAAGCGAAUGGGUCAUUAUGUAGAACCAGAUGGAACAACAUAAGGGACAACUUUAGAAAGUCUCUGAAAAAGAGAUCACUCACAGCUCUACAAAAAGGACAAUGUUUGAAACCUUACAAAUAUAACGAACAAUUGUCCUUUUUGAAUCAAUUUUUUCAAGAAUCAGAAAACUUAUCACAUAUCAGUGAUGAAAAAAUUCAAGACCUGGAGACUGUGGAAGUAGGAGAAGGUGAUGAAAUGGAAAUGAGUAUAUCUAAUCGGAGCAUAAAUGACGUUUUUAAUGAAAAGGUUGACAACAGGCAACCGCAAGCAUCCUCAGACAUUCAUUCUGUUCCUGAAAUACUGCAUUUAUUCGAGCCCAGGACUAGAAUAAGGACAUCUCCAUCGACAGCUUCCACUGUUAUGGACUACCUAGUAAAACAAAGGGAGUGUUCUCAAAAUCCAGUUGAUGCUUUCUUAGCAGGAGUUGCUCCUGUCUUGAAGAAGCUAAGACCACGUGAUUGGCAUUUUGCCAAAGAGGAAAUAUUUGCUAUUGUACAGAAGUAUGAACUUAGAACUAUUGAUGAGGAAUGUAGGGGGGUGGCUUCUCCUGAAACUGAUUCUUCCUCAAAAUAUUCUAAUCAUAUAAUUGAUUAAAUAAUAUUUCCUCCACCUAGGGAGAGUGGGUCACAAUGAUACAAAAAUUUAUGUUUUCAUUUUUCUCUAUUGGAUGUAUGUUGCUAAAAGACAUUUUUAAAAUAUUUUGGAAUAUUACACACAUUUUCCUGGUAUUUCAAAAAGAUUAUUUAAAUGCAAAUAAUGUAGCAACUAUCUUUUUUACCAAAUAAUAAAUUUAGCCGAAUGUGACUAGACCUUUAAAUAUACAAAAAAAACGUCUUAUUGCCAACAUUCAAUUGAUAUUUAUCUUUUUAAAACUCAAAUCAAAGUUAAAAAAGGAACUAAGUCUUUUAGUGGCUCCCAUGGUUUUUGGUUUAGGUAUAAUCAUUUUAAUGUUUGAUACUUUACAAUUGAAAUGUCUGGUAUGAAUAGAAUAGAAUGAAAUAGAAUAUGAUAGGAAAAACAGGAUAUUUUGCACUCUUCCUUAGGUAAUUGACUGUAAGUUCUACUUUGGUGUACUCGCAGAUUACUAAGUAAUCUGCUAUAUAAAAUAUAUCUCUACCACUGUCUUCUGGAGUCAAUUUGAUGAGAACAAAGUCAUCUUCUUGAGGGUAUUGAUGUGGUUGGUCGACUUUGGAUGAAUCUACUUCUCUAAUAUUUUCUUCUUCAGAAUUUGAUGAACUGUUGCUUGAACUAGAAAUUUUGAGUUCAUUGUCACUUCCACUGGAAUUAUAGUCAAUCUCUGGUUGAUUUUGUUUUGCUGGAAAACAAGAUUUUCACAGAUUGUUUAUGCAAGUCUUUUUUCAUGUUUAGCUUCAAUCUUGGCUUUUUGGGAGUGUCUGUUACAAUGCUGCUUGAUAGCUUGUUUCGAGGUUUCCUCCCAGCUUUUCUUGCAGCAGCCUUUGGAAAGCCCUUAAAAUCAUGAGGACUAAUAAAUUGCUGCUUUGAAUCUAUGCUGCUUGAUCACAUUUGGGGGAGGGGGGUUGUAAAAUUUGCAUAGAAAGUUUGUCAUGUGGAAAAGAAGUCAGGUUGGUAGAAGAUGAUGGUCCAGAGCUUCAGUACCAUCUUGGACAGCACUAGGUAACUCAUUGUCAUAUGCCCGGUCUGUUACAAAGCUCACUAAAAAGUCAUAAUCUGUGAAUUGGCUUUUGUUAUAUAGGAAAAUUGUACUCUUAAGGAAUCCCACCUUUAUGUUAGCUGAUGUCAUUGCUCUCUCAUUAGAAAUGCCAAAACAUUGAAUUUCAAAUGCAUCCCGACACAUAGACUCUAUAGUGGGAUGCUACACGAUAGUUUAACGAAAUUAAUCCAAGUAUGUAAAGGACUUUUUCCAUAUUGUAAAUUUUUUUCAUGUUUAAUAAAUACCUCUGUCAUAGGUUACAUGACAGAGAAAAAAUAAAAUUAAAAAAAAUGAGCAACUUGGUGUACAAGCAGCAUCUGCAGCAGCAUUGUAAUGUGCAGUAAAUAAAUGGUUGGUAGACACUGAUGUCAAGGGGUUGCAAUUUGUUACUGCAGUGUCGGGCAGUGUAACAAUAAUGGCCCAUAUGAAUAAAACCAGAGCAAAUGCACAUGAGCAAAAGCAUGGAGCAUAAAUUUUUGCUCAUGAGCAAAAGUUGAAGCAAAAGCAUUUGCUCAUUUUUAUAUGAAUAAGCUUUACCUUAUACUCUUACCUUAUGCUCCUGAACUCUGGAGCAAAUGCUCUCGUAUUUUAAAGAUUUUUCAUCAGCUGAUUCACUUUUGCAGCCUUACUUUGGUUUUAUAGCUCACGGAAGUGCUAAAUAUGCAAUUAGGGUGCACCGCUUGUGUUUGCGUCGCUGCUCUGUUUUCUAUUUAUGAAUAGAGUUUUAGGUUAGUUGAGUUUAGAAUUUUAAAAUAAUAGCGUGAAAAAAUGUAAUCUCUAUAAUAAUCUUCAGCAUAUUCUUAUUUCUUAUAAUAGCCUUCUUAUAAUCGUCUACACUCUCAUCUUCUUAAAUGCGUAUUUCCUAUUUUGUGAUGGCUAUCUUUAUAACAGGUACAGCUAUCUUUUGUAUUUAUUCUUUUAUAGGGAUAAUGGUGAUAUAUAUAUCAUGGUUGAAUCUAAAAAGAGUUUUAUAGUUCUCAACUAUUGGUUGUGAUUGUAUCUGGUAUAGUUUCCUCUUCCUCAUACUAAUUAGUUGAGCCAGUUUACUAUGAGCAAAAGUUGAUAAGCUGCUCUAGUCUAGACUCACCUUUUUUGAAGCAUUUGCUUCAAAUGUUGAGCAAAUGCUCUAGUUUAUUCAUACAAUUUUCAGCAAAAGCUUUUGCUUUUGAGCAAAUGCUCAAACUAUUUUUUUGAUGAGCAUGAGCAAAAGGUUUUGCUCACGUUUAUUCAUAGAAAAUGAAGCAAAUGCUCAAUAUUUUAGAAGAAUAAGCAAAUGCUCAACUUUAUUCAUAUGGCCCAUUGACUCUAUUCUGUUUAGCCAAAUUAAUUGUCUCAACUUGAAACUAAUUAAAAAAAUAUAAACUUACCUGGGAGUAUUACUGAGUUGAAAAACAUAGAAAAAUCAAAUUCAACUACUAAAAAAAUAUUUUUUGUCAUAAUUGUUACAGAGGCUUCAACAGCGAACUGAUCUGAGGUUUUAAGUGAGCUUUCAAGAACAGUCACCAGUGUUUAAGAGCUGUCAAACAGCUCUAUCUAAGAAAGGGGAUCAAGUCUCAAUGGCCCAUAUGAAUAAAACCAGAGCAAAUGCUCAUGAGCAAGAAGCAUAAGGUUUUGCUCAUGAGCAAAAGGUAGACGCAAAAGCAUUUGCUCAUUUUUAUAUGAAUACGCUUUACUUUUUACUCUUACCUUAUGCUCCUGAACUCUGGAGAAAAUGCUCAUGUAUUUUAGAGAUUUUUCAUCAGCUGAUUCGCUUUUUUAGCCUUAGUUUGUUUUUAUAGCUCACGGAAGCGCUAAAUAUUCAAAUAGGGUGCACCGCUUGUGUUUGCGUCGUCUGCUGUGUUUUCUAUUUAUGAAUAGAGUUUUAGGUUAGUUGAGUUUAGAAUUUUGAAAUAAUAGUGUAAAAAAUGUCAUCUCUAUAAUAAUCUUCAGCAUAUUCUUAUAAUAUCAAUAGCCUUCUUAUAAUCGUCUACACUUUCAUCUUCUUAUGCCUAUUUCCUAUUUUGUGAUGGCUAUCCUUAUAACAGGUUCAGGUACAUCUUUUGUAAGGAUAAUGGUGAUAUGUAUCAUGGUUGAAUCUAAAGGUGCGUACAGAUUUACGCGCCGCGAACAUGAGCAAUUCACUUUUAAUGAGCUGAUGCCAAACUUUUUAUAUCUGUAUCUUACCGUUUCUGUAAAAAUACAGAUUUAUAGUCAGCUGAUUAAAAGUGAAUUGCUCAUGUUCGCGGCGCGUAUAUCUGUAUGCACCUUAAUAAGAGUUUUAUAGUUCUGAACUAUUGGUUGUAAUCGUAUCUGGUAUAGUUUCCUCUUCCUCAUACGGAUUAGUUGAGCCAUUUUACUAUGAGCAAAAGGUGAUAAGCUGCUCUAGACUAGAUUCACCUUUUUUGAAGCAUUUGCUUCAAUAGUUGAGCAAAUGCUCUAGUUUAUUCAUAGAAUUUUGAGCAAAUGCUCAAACUAUUUUUUUGAUGAGCAUGAGCAAAAGGUAUCGCUCAAGUUUAUUCAUAGAAAAUGAAGCAAAUGCUCCAUAUUUUAGAAGUAUAAGCAAAUGCUCAACUUUAUUCAUAUGGCCCAUGUCUCAUUGUGGCCUACUCUCCCCUACUUAUUUAUUCCAAGUUUACAAAAAAAGUUUUUCUUCUGGUUGAGGUUAAAGUUAGGUAUUUGAAAUCAGUAUUAAAUCUACUGAGCUAUCUUUCAAAAUUACAUCUAAUGCCGGCGACUAACGACAGUACAAAUGUGUUUGAACAUGUUUGACCAGACAUGUUUUGGAACAAAAAAGACAUUCACGUAAAAGGCUUUGAACAAAAAACAGCUGUUUGACAGCAGCUUCUAACGUAAAAAAAUAAAUAACCAACAACAAUAAAUAAAUCACUGAAAAUUUA
Molecule: messenger RNA, 5174 nt
Organism: Nilaparvata lugens (brown planthopper)
Lineage: Eukaryota; Metazoa; Arthropoda; Insecta; Hemiptera; Delphacidae
Exons: 2
Coding region: 462-1220 (252 amino acids)
Biological process (GO): regulation of transcription by RNA polymerase II
Cellular component (GO): nucleus; transcription regulator complex
Source: RefSeq, a predicted model, not a curated record